CGUCUCCCGCCCAACCCCCACCCUCCUCCUCCCAGCAACCGGCCAAGCUGCUACGGCUGAAGCGAAGACCCGAGCGGGACUGACUGACUGCGGACUUCAGGACCAGGUUUUCAGGACGCUGUUCUUUCCUGGUUCUCCCACCUAUCUGACAGCUGCUUCUUUGUCUUUUUUUUUUUUUUUGGCUGGAUCUUCAUCCAGGUCUAUUUGGUUUUUUUUUAAUAUUCUUGAAAUUGAAGUAGGCCUGCCUACACACUAGGAUUCCAUGUCUUUUCUUGUAAGUAAACCAGAGCGAAUUAGGCGGUGGGUCUCGGAAAAGUUCAUUGUUGAGGGCUUAAGAGAUUUGGAACUAUUUGGAGAGCAGCCUCCGGGUGACUCUCGGAGAAAAACCAAUGAAUCGAGCUCGGAGUCGAUAGCAUCUUCCCCUAAACAGGACACCAUGAGCAGUUUUCUGCCUGAGGGCAGGUGUUAUGAACUGCUCACAAUCAUAGGCAAAGGGUUUGAGGAGUUGAUGACAGUGAACUUAGCCAGGUACAAACCAACAGGAGAGCAUGUCACAAUACGGAGGAUUAACCUAGAGGCCUGUACCAAUGAGAUGGUGACAUUCCUACAGGGAGAACUUCAUGUCUCUAAGCUCUUCAACCACCCCAACAUCGUGCCAUAUCGAGCCACCUUCAUUGCUGACAAUGAGCUGUGGGUUGUCACUUCCUUCAUGGCAUAUGGUUCUGCAAAGGAUCUCAUCUGUACACAGUUCAUGGAUGGCAUGAAUGAGCUGGCAAUUGCAUACAUCUUGCAAGGGGUGCUGAAGGCACUAGACUACAUCCAUCAUAUGGGCUAUGUACACAGGAGUGUUAAAGCCAGCCACAUCCUGAUCUCAGCCGAUGGGAAGGUCUACCUCUCAGGCCUUCGCAGCAGCCUCAGCAUGAUCAGCCAUGGUCAGCGGCAGCGUGUUGUCCAUGACUUCCCCAAGUACAGCAUCAAGGUCCUGCCUUGGCUCAGUCCUGAGGUUCUCCAGCAGAAUCUUCAGGGUUAUGAUGCCAAAUCUGACAUCUACAGUGUGGGAAUUACAGCCUGUGAGCUGGCCAAUGGCCACGUCCCCUUUAAGGACAUGCCUGCUACCCAGAUGCUUCUGGAAAAGCUAAAUGGAACCGUACCCUGCCUGCUGGACACCACCACCAUCCCUGCUGAGGAGCUGACCAUGAAUACCUCACGUUCAGGUGCCAACUCUGGCCUGAAUGAGAGUCUUGCCGCCAGCACAACACGGAACUCCAAUGGGGACUCCCCGCCACACCCUUACCAUCGCACUUUCUCACCACACUUCCACCACUUUGUGGAGCAGUGUCUACAACGAAGUCCUGACCUCAGGCCAAGUGCCAGCACCCUACUGAACCAUUCUUUUUUCAAGCAGAUCAAGCGACGUGCCUCAGAGGCCCUGCCUGAAUUGCUCCGCCCUGUCACCCCCAUCACCAACUUUGAAGGCAGCCAACCCCAGGACCCCAGUGGCAUCUUUGGCCUAGUAUCAAGCCUGGAUGAACUGGAGAUGGACGACUGGGAAUUCUGAUCUCUUGGAGGGGGCUGUGUUUGUUCCCCAGAUCCCUGAAGACUUGAUGGGGUGUGGGGCCAUUGCUAAGGGGUAGGGCUUUCAUGCCCUCCUGAAUACAGAUUGUGUGGAAUGGAAGGACAGUUCUGAUGAGAGAGCUGACUGCUUUCUGGUUGGGGGAGGUGGUUAUGACUGGCCAUGAGUUAUGGCCCUUUCUUGCUCCAGGGCCAGAGGGUACAAGUGGAUGCCAGUAUCUAGGGGUCAAAAGCAGCCAAGCAUCUGACUGUCUCUGAGGCUCAGUUCACCUCCGCCUGAAUCUAAGAGGGAAUGGGAAGGGGACGGAGGGGAAAGCUGUUUGGAGCCUUGAAGGCUCUCUCCUUUUCCAACACCUUCCCCUACCUUCCUUUCCCCUGGACAGGGUGGCAUCUUCCAUGGAGAGAGAAACAUUGCAGAACCCAGUCUGUGUCUCUCUCUCUCUCUCUCUCUCCCUCUCUCUCUCUCUCUCUCUCCCUCUCUCUCUCUCUCUCUCUCUCUCUCUCUCUCUCUCUCUCUCUCUCUCUCUCUCUCUCGCUCUUUCUCUUCCUCUCGCUCUCGCUCUCGCUCUCUCUCUCUCUCAAACCCUCUUUUAGAACCAAAGAGAGGGUUUGUUUGUUUUUUAAUCUUAUUUUAUAACCCCUCCCCUUUCUGUCAUCCUGCCACAGCAGGGACAGCUAGGCCUGACACAAACCCCUCCUAAGGCUCAGGGUCCUGGCACUUCAACCUUAGAGCCUGUGUUGUCUUCCUACAGGUCAUUUGGGUUCCUAACCUUUCCCUGCCAAUAGUAAGGCUUCUCAGAGCCACUGGCCGCCGGCCUUGGUGCUUUCCCCAAAAGGCCAUGCAUGGUUUCUGGGUUUAACCUAGGGAUCAACCUCUCCAGCUAUUUGUUAGUUUUGUUGCCAACAUAAAUUAAAAUUUUCAAUGAGUCCGUGA
Messenger RNA from Dromiciops gliroides (monito del monte), 2506 nucleotides. RefSeq names its product STE20 related adaptor alpha (gene STRADA). NCBI's taxonomy places the organism in Eukaryota, Metazoa, Chordata, Mammalia, Microbiotheria, Microbiotheriidae. Gene Ontology annotation, molecular function: protein serine/threonine kinase activator activity; ATP binding; protein kinase activity. Gene Ontology annotation, biological process: protein phosphorylation. The record is from RefSeq and is a predicted model, not a curated record. The transcript is spliced from 14 exons. Bases 263 to 1558 code for a protein of 431 amino acids.